Molecule: messenger RNA, 1570 nt
Organism: Micropterus salmoides (largemouth bass)
Lineage: Eukaryota; Metazoa; Chordata; Actinopteri; Centrarchiformes; Centrarchidae
Gene: muc5.7
Source: RefSeq, a predicted model, not a curated record
CAAUCAAUUUAAUAUUAAGUCAAGUUCUGUAACACCUUAACAGUUGUGUUUUUAAAGUGCCAAUGUUUUUUCUAUUAGAUUAUUGAAGAGUGUGUAAGGGAGUAAAAUAAUGGACUUGAAUUAUUAUUUUUUAUUUGUCAGUAACACAAAAGCAGGUCUUUCACUCCCCCUCCUUCCAGUGAAUCCGGGUUAUAGAGACUCCUUUCAGUGGUUAUCCUGACAUUAAAAUACAAUCUAAACCAUUCAGUGGCUCACUAGAAAUGUCUGACACCCAUUGUUUGGAUUUCUGUUCAGGAUUACCCUACUAUCCCACUCACAUUCGGAAGAAGAUUACACCUUUUUCUUUUUCCAUUAACUUUGCAUCCAUUAUUGCAUUUAUAUCUAUUUUUUAAAUGUUUGUCAUCUAGAUCAAAUCACAACAUGUGCAAUAACAAUAAUAUUUCAAAUGUCUUGAUGCUUACUUAUCUCAAUUUAAACACCAUCACUGAUGCUGGACAGACUGGAUUGACUGGAAGUGGAGACUGGGAAACCCUCUACAAUCUUCAUAAAGAGAAUCCAGGACGGAUCUGCCCUAAACCAGUUGAGGCCUGCAGAAGGCAAUGUGAUUUAUAUUUAAGUACUAGCCUUGCCACUAGCAUGGCUACGAAUUCCAAACACUCAAGUGGAUGCAUCCAUUACAUCGGUUUCAGAAGUGACACAACAGCGGGAUUCAUCUGCAAAAGCAAGGACCAAUCCAAGAAGAAGUGUAAUAAUUAUCGUGUUCGUUUCAGCUGCCAUCCCCCUUUCAGUGGCGGAGAGGUUGCAAUGUGCUAGACCAAGUAGUAUGACAGGGACGAUCCCAGUGGAACAGGAGACUGGGACAAUCUGGAGGCAGAAAACCCAGGAGAAAUUUGUGCUUAUCCUCUGUCCAUUGAGGCUGUUACCUGUGGCACAAUGAACCCAGCCAUCAACACACAGGAAACAUUCCAUGCAUAAAUUGCCUUAUAGGGAAAGCAUAUAAAAGUUUACAUGAAGUAGUUUUAAUACCAACAACCCACCAAUCAAUCAUUACUUCUCAACAUUAACACCACUUCCCCAAAGUUUCCAAAUGAUCAAGAUGUACUGCCUGGAGCUACUGCAGUGAAUGGAAACUUUGUCGAUGUACAUUUACAUUAGAUCAAAUGAAAAUUUAAUGAGCCCCAUGAGGAAACUGGCUAAUAGGAACAUAAUGUCUUAAAGUUUUAAACUGAGCAUUACUUUAUUCUUGUGCUAAUAGUUCUGACUAAGAAAACACAGCCUUUGUGUCCUGAGGAGUGAGAAACAUGACUAACACAAUGUAUUGGUUAUAGCUUAUUUAUGAUUCUUUUCUUUUACUGUCAUUGGAUAUUGAACAUUUGAAAAGUCUAAGCCUAACAUUACAAAAUGACAUUGAGAACAAGAUGAGAAUAGAAGGGGCAACUUUGUUUUCAUCUGACGUCAUGUACAGUAUUUCAUGGUUUGUCAUAGUUAAACAAUCAUUUAUGGUAUUAGCAAUGUACCUCAACAAAAAUAAAUUGCUUUCAAUACAAGCUUAUUGCUUGACUUGCUAGCC